AGUUCGGACCAAGAGGGAGUCAGAAACAUCGUCCAAGAUCCGGGGAGAGGCAGAGCCCUUGCCGUUGGACGGAGCCCAGGCCUCUGGCCCUCAGCUCCCUCUUCUUGGAACCUGCUGGAGAGAGAGACAGAGACAGAGACCGAGAGAGAGUAGAGAGAGAGAGAGAGAAACUGAGGCAAAGAUGGCCCUCAGGACGGCCACCGUCCACACCGACGUGGGGCGAGCCCUGAUUCUCCACGUCUGCCUCCUCCUCCCGGGGCUCAUCGGUGCAGCCGUCGCCCCCGAGCCCCCCGCCGCCGGAAAAUGCCCUCACGAGGGGAUCGCCAUCUCAGGGGGCAGCGUCCUCUUCCACGAUGAUGGCUCGGGGCUGGAGUACCUCUGCCCCGCGGGCUACUACCCCUUCCCCGUCCAGACCCGGGUCUGCCGCGGCUCCGGGACCUGGAGCCCCAUGCGUGACCAACAGGGCGGGCUGCACCGGACCGCCGAGUGUCGACUGAUCCGCUGCCCGGGCCCCGUGGACUUUGAGAACGGCGAGUAUUGGCCCCGAGCCCGGGCCUUCAACGUCAGCCAGGUCCUCACCUUCCAAUGCUACGACGGCUACACCCUCCGCGGCUCCGGCACGCGUACCUGCCUCCCUUCCGGCAAGUGGGACGGACAGACGGCCAUCUGCGACGGCGGGGCGUCCCACUGCCGGAACCCCGGCAUCCCCAUCGGCACGAGGAAGACGGGCUGGCAGUACCGCUGGGAAGACUCCGUCACCUACCGCUGUGCCCACGGGCUGACCCUGCAGGGCUCCCAGAAGCGCACCUGCAUGGACGACGGCUCCUGGAGCGGCACGGAGCCCUCCUGCAGAGGCUCCUACAUGUACGACACCCCGGACGAAGUGUCUUCGGCCUUCAUCUCCUCGUUGACCGAGGCCCUGGAGGGAGCGGACGCGGCCAGCGGCCAGAACCCGGGGGACCAGCAGAAGCGGCGGAUCCUCAUCGACCCCGCAGGCUCCAUGAACAUCUACUUGGUCAUGGAUGCCUCCUCUAGCAUCGGAUCCCAUAACUUCACCGGGGCCAAGAGGUGUCUCAACAGCCUCAUCGAGAAGGUGGCGAGCUACGGGGUGAAGCCGCGCUACGGGGUCCUGACCUACGCCACCAACACCCAGAUUGUCGUCAGGACCACCGACGAUAGGAGCAGUGACGCCGACUGGGUCAGCCAGCAGCUGGAGAACAUCAAAUACUCCGACCACAAGCAGGUGCCCGGCACCAACACGUACAAGGCGCUGAUGGCUGUGUACAACAUGAUGAUCUCCCAGGAGAAGCAGGACCCCAAAGGCUGGAACAUCACCCGCCAUGUCAUCCUGCUCAUGACCGAUGGGAACUACAACAUGGGGGGUACUCCGGAGCGGGUGAUAGCUGACAUCAGAGAGUUCCUGAACAUUGGACGGAACCUCAGGAACCCCCGAGAGGACUAUCUGGAUAUCUAUGUGUUUGGCAUCGGACCCCUGGUUGACCAAGAGAAGAUUAAUGCUCUUGCAUCCAAGAAGAGUGGGGAGACCCACGUCUUCAAGGUCAAGGACAUGCAAGAUUUGGAGAAGACCUUCCACAUGAUGAUUGACGAGAGCCAGACCCUGGGCCUCUGCGGCGUGGGCUGGGAGUUCGAUCCGCCCGAGGUGUCCCAGCCCAACUCCCCUCCCCAGCGGAAGUACCCCUGGCAGGCCAGCAUCACCAUCACCCGUCCGCCCGGCAUGAAGGAGAACUGCAAGGGGACCGUGGUGUCCCCCUAUUUCAUUCUCACGGCGGCUCACUGCUUCAACGUGGACGACGAAGCCCGGAACAUCAAGGUUUCCGUGGGGGAGGGGCGGGAUUCGGACACGGAGCACGUGCACUUCCACCCCGAGUACGACGUCAACAAGAAGAAGGGCCAGGGCAUCAGCGAGUUCUACGACUACGACGUGGCCCUGAUCCAGCUCCACAAGAAACUGGUGUUCUCGCCCAACGUGCGGCCUGUGUGUCUCCCCUGCACUGCUGGCACCACCCGGGCCCUGAGGCUGCCCCUUCCUUCCACCUGUCGGCAUCACGCGGCCCAGCUCCUGCCCGUGGGAAACGUCAAAGCCAUGUUCAUCACCGACGGCAAGACCGCGUCCGGGAAGAAGGUCCAGAACCGCAACGAGGUCCUCAUCAAGAACGGGGAGAAGAAGAGCGGGUGUGAGGAGGACGCGCGUCACGCCCAGGGCUACGAGAACAUCAAGCAGAUCUCGGACGUGGUGACCCCCAACUUCCUGUGCACGGGUGGCUCCGACCCCGUCGCCGACCCCAACACCUGCAAGGGUGACUCGGGCGGGCCCCUCAUCAUCCACCAGAAGAGCCGCUUCAUCCAGGUGGGAGUGAUCAGCUGGGGCGUAAUCGACGUGUGCAAGGAGAAGGGCAAGCCCAUCCCCUCCUUUGCCCGGGACUUCCACUUCAACCUCUUCUCCGUGAUACCGUGGUUAAAGAAAAUCCUCAAGGAGGAAGACUUGGGGUUCCUGUGAGGAGGACGGGGGGGCCCGCGGGCUCCCUGCUACCAAGAGGACUGACUGGGCCCAGGGGCUCAGGGUAGGGAAGGAGAGGACGACUUCCCGAGGAGGGGAUAGGGGAAGGGGGCUUCCAGUCCCCACCGCCCAGCCUCUGUCGGGAAGCCCCCCUUAGCCGGCGCCUGCCCCCUCUGAGCCCAGGUUAUCUGGGGAAAUAAAACAGUGGGGGAUUUGUGUCAAG
Messenger RNA from Tachyglossus aculeatus (Australian echidna), 2741 nucleotides. RefSeq names its product complement factor B (gene CFB). Gene Ontology annotation, biological process: proteolysis; complement activation. Gene Ontology annotation, cellular component: extracellular region. The record is from RefSeq and is a predicted model, not a curated record. The coding region runs from base 182 to 2518 and encodes 778 amino acids. Gene Ontology annotation, molecular function: serine-type endopeptidase activity. The transcript has 18 exons. NCBI's taxonomy places the organism in Eukaryota, Metazoa, Chordata, Mammalia, Monotremata, Tachyglossidae.